Molecule: messenger RNA, 3919 nt
Organism: Drosophila navojoa
Lineage: Eukaryota; Metazoa; Arthropoda; Insecta; Diptera; Drosophilidae
Gene: Liprin-gamma
Product: liprin protein kazrin
Molecular function (GO): protein binding
Source: RefSeq, a predicted model, not a curated record
UUGUUAACAUCCCUCUCCAACUCCUCUCAACUCGGACACUCAUCCCUCAUCGAUUGAAUACCCUCGCCGUAUGGGUAUAUCUAUGUAUUUGGGGAAAACAACAAACAAACAAACAAACAAUAUAUAUAUAUAUACGUAUAUAAAACCGUAUAACUACAGUCGACAAGAGAAAUGCGAAUGAUGUUUGCUCGAUUGCAAAAUUAAUGGAACCGGAGCUGGCAGCGGUCGCCGCUGCCUCAUUACCUACUACGGCUACAAAAGCAAAGACAAUGAAAAUAAAAUCCGCAAUGGCCAUGCCCGUGCCCGUGCCCGUGCCCGUGCCCGGGCCCAGGCCCGUGGCAUCCCCCACGUGCUCUUUGGCAGCACAUUCCCCAACAUCCGCUGCAUCCGUCGCGCUGCUGAUGCUAGAGGCAACCACGACCAGCAGCGCUCACGAUGGCAAUCGCAAUGACGAGUCAAAGUUCACCUUUCGCUCAGAGGCGGCCAUGAAGCUACGCGAGGAGAACGAGCGCCUGAAUGCGGAGCUGGUGCGUCUGCGCCGGCUGCUCGAGCACUCGACGGACGGCGCUGUGGGUGGAGCUGAUCCCGGAGCGGACUUGGCGGCACACGAUGGCAACAGCGCGAUGGCGUCGCAGGAGCGCGUGGAACGACUGGAAACGGAGCUGCGCAGCGUGAAGAAUCAGCUGCUCACCAUGCGGCUGGAGCGGAAGAAGCUGCGCACAGACAAAUCGGAUCUGCUGGGCCAGGUGAAGCAGCUGUGCGCCUCGCUGCAGGAGAAGGAGCAGGAGCUGCGCGACUUCAUACGCAACUACCAGGAGCGUGUGCGCGAGACUGAGUCAACCAACGCCAAGAUCUCGGGUGAUCGCGACCGAGAGCGCUUCCAGCUGCUGAAGCAGGCGCGCGACGAGGCCGAGCGCUCCCUGGCCCUGGCCCAGCAGCUGUCGGCGCGGGAUCUGCAGCUGCAGCGCCUGCAGGAGCAGCUGCAGGAGGCGCGCCGCCAGCUCACCGGCUGCCUCUCCGACCAGGAGAGCCUGCAUUCAUUUGCGCCGCUGACGCCGCCGUCGGCUGCCUCGGGCAUGCUCAGCCAGCUGGCCGGCGGCUCUGGGCUGGCGGGCAACCUGAGUGGCAUGCGCACAGCCGACGACAGUGGGCGUGGCAACUCGAAUUCACUGUCCGCCUUCAGCGGCAGCCUGAGCGGCGGCUCUGGCGCCACAGUGGGCGACCGCAACUCCUGCUCGAACGACUCGGGCCUGCGCAACAGCAGUGAUCGGGAGAGCACCGGCGGCGAGCUCAACUUCAGCGACGGCACUUGCGACAACGGACCCUGCAUCACCGUCGAUCCCGACAGCAUCUCUCUAGUCUCCAGCCAAAAUAUGUAUCAAUUUGGCACUCCCAAGGAGCGCAGCCCCACACUCUCGCCCCUCAAUUCCGGCGCCUACUCCAGAUCUGUGGAGCAGCUCUCGCCGGACGCCGAGGGACCCGGCGGCGCUGGCGCCAUGACCCGCAAGUUCGGCAACAAGAGCGGACCACUGGGCGCACGCAACGGACGCGGCGGCACCUGGGGCAGCAUCUCGCGCGUGUUCGCACGCUCCAGGAACAAGAGCAAGGCCAUGUCCGCCGACGGGGUGAGCGAGUACAGCGACUACUCGUGGAACCCGCUGUCCGAGGAGGGCUACGCCGAGAAGCUGCGCCUGCUGCGCGAGGCCUCCCAGCUGCCCAUCGAGCGCUGGCGGGCCACUCAAGUGCUCGCCUGGCUGGAGGUGGCGCUGGGCAUGCCCCAGUACAGCGCACGCUGUGCGGAGAACGUCAAGAGCGGCAAGGUGCUGCUCGAGCUGAACGACGUGGAGCUGGAGGCGGGCCUGGGGCUGGCGCAUCCCAUGCAUCGCAAGAAGCUGCGCCUGGCCAUCGAGGAGCAGCGCCGGCCCGAGCUGGUGCGCUAUCCGCUGAUCACCCAGCUGGGCCACACCUGGGUGGCCUCCGAGUGGCUGCCGGACAUCGGCCUGCCCCAGUACGCGGAGCCCUUCCUGCAGUCCCUGGUCGAUGCGCGCAUGCUGGACACCCUCUCCAAGAAGGAGCUGGAAAAGUUUCUGGGCGUGACGCGAAAGUUCCAUCAGGCCAGCAUAGUACAUGGCAUUCACGUCUUGCGCAUUGUCAAGUACGACCGGCAGACGCUGGCCAUGCGGCGCGUGCAGUCGGAGACUGUGGACACCGAUCCCAUUGUGUGGACCAACCAGCGCUUCAUACGCUGGGUGCGCUCCAUCGACCUGGGCGAGUAUGCGGAUAACUUGAAGGACAGCGGCGUUCAUGGCGGUCUGGUGGUGCUGGAGCCAUCAUUUUCGGGCGAUACCAUGGCAACGGCUCUGGGCAUUCCGCCGUCGAAGAACAUAAUACGACGGCAUCUAAACACGGAAUUCGAUGCUCUCAUCCUGCCCGCAAGAUACAUAAUAUACUGUCAAAUGGAAGAAUUUCAAAUGGAAAACUCCCGGCAAUUGGCCAAAUUGCAGGGCCAUUAAGUCGAAAGUCGAAAGUCGAAAAUCGAAAAUCACAAAUCAAAUUGAAAAUAAUCAAAAAAAGAAAAGAAAACGAAACGAAACAAUCCUUGUAAUCGCCGUGUGUAUUUGUAAUCAAUUGUAACUCGAUGGGAUUCAACUCGAUUCAAUAUUUAAUUGUAUUUAGCUAAGCUGAUUGGUAUUUCUAGAAAGAGAACAAUAAUUGGAGCACAGCGCUAAUCAAAUCAACAUAAUUAACUCAACUUACUCUUAGUCUAGCCAAAGAAUUACCAGAUAAAAAAAAAAAUGAAAAGAAAAACCGAAACUAUAAAUCAAAAGUUAAGAAAAAUGAAAUCUCUUAUGCAUAAGCAUCGAAAUACUCGUAGGGAAACGUAAUCAGAAAAGCCCACCCUGAUACCCAAGAAAAUCUAUAAAAAAUAUGAGAGUGAAAUACUAUAGCUAAUAAAUAAACAAAUACCACAUAUCGAACAAAUCUGAGGAGCUUUGCACUAUCUAUCGAUAUGUCCAUAUUAUAUAUACAUACAUAUAUAUACAUAUGUAUACAUAUAUAUUCUAUACAAACGAGUCUCCAGAAUCGAUGUAUGCUUUGCAGCUAACUUAAGAUCGCAUUUACCACACAAAAACACAUACUAUAUAGAUAUAUACGUAUUACACAACUAAAAUUUUUGCAUUUAAGCCAAUAGAGAGCAACGCGCUAUAUAUGUAUAUAGUAUUUGAUUGUAUCGAUAUCGAUGUUAUUUGUCAGAGAUCACACGCACACGAAUCAGAUCUUCAGAAGUGUUUAGGUAUAGUGGGCCAGCGUAUACUUGGGUAGAGACUUUUUUAAGUAGUAGCAAAUGCGAUUUGUUUAUAGUUUUAUACAUACAUAUACAUACACAAAUUUGAUGUGACAACAAAAUAAAACUCUAUAUGUUAGACAUAUAUACUACGUACAUACAUAUACAUAUAUGUAUAACUAACGAUAUCAUCAUGAGAGCACACACACAAACACACAUAACUGGGUUUGUAACUGAUGUGGACAGCCGUCCACUGUGAUACAGCACACAUAAAACUGAGAAGUACUCACAUACAUAAAUACCAAAAAAUAUAUAUAUAGACAUACAUAUUCAAAUGCAAUUAUCUGCGAAUACGUAUACGAAAACUCACAAUUCCGAACCGAGAUUUUCAUUUCUUGCUUAAGUAACCAAUAAGUAAACCAUACACAAACAUACAUACACAUACAUAUAUCUAUACAUACAAACAUUAGCUUGUUUUCCUCUCGAUGUUGCCUACUUUUGUGCGCCAACUGCAUUUCGAUACCUAGAUAAUGCUCGUAGUACAAAAACUCUUGGUAUUUUAUUUUCCUCAGUACAAACCCAGUCCAAAAUUUCCCUCCACUAUCCCAAAAGCCUCUUGACUGAGUCAUUUGU